AUGUUGUAUCAUUUACCCCUCACAUCUGGCUUCCUCUGUCCUUUUAAUCUCUCCGCAUCCAUACCUCCUCUACGUCCCACUGCGCCGCUCUCGAAAUCUUAUUCUCUCACUAUCGUCGCCCUCCUCCCCUUCCAUGGGUUCUAUACUUUACUUUCUGGGCUCGAGCUUGCAAGAAGUCUUAAAUUAUGCCGACACACCGUGCCACAUUACUCUCGGGGUAUGCAGACACGCGCUGGCUGGCAAACACGUGGUUUACUGAGCGCCGAUGCAGAAUUUGCGAAGUUACUGUACUCGGAGUUUAAAGCGUGGCGUCUAUAUCUAUCCAUCUUCUUACGCUACUUCAUCGCUAUCCAGAGUAUGAAACAGUCCUCAAACAACGUACAACACAUAUCCUUUAUCCAGAUCCUCCGGGAUAUGUUCACACCAAAACAGCAGGCAGACUCCGACGUGUAA
Lindgomyces ingoldianus is the source of this 453-nucleotide messenger RNA. RefSeq lists its product as uncharacterized. The coding region runs from base 1 to 453 and encodes 150 amino acids. The record is from RefSeq and is a predicted model, not a curated record. Lineage: Eukaryota; Fungi; Ascomycota; Dothideomycetes; Pleosporales; Lindgomycetaceae. The transcript is spliced from 5 exons.